This is a messenger RNA of Suncus etruscus (white-toothed pygmy shrew), 2125 nucleotides long. It is a transcript of the gene ENGASE, whose product is annotated as endo-beta-N-acetylglucosaminidase. Gene Ontology annotation, molecular function: mannosyl-glycoprotein endo-beta-N-acetylglucosaminidase activity. Lineage: Eukaryota; Metazoa; Chordata; Mammalia; Eulipotyphla; Soricidae. The coding region runs from base 56 to 2119 and encodes 687 amino acids. Gene Ontology annotation, cellular component: cytoplasm. Gene Ontology annotation, biological process: protein deglycosylation. The record is from RefSeq and is a predicted model, not a curated record. The transcript has 14 exons.
ACACGCUCCUCUGCCACCUGUCCUGUCCUGGGCAGGACAUCAGUGUCCAGAACACAUGGCUGUGCCUCACAGAGUCACAGAGAGCAGAGAAGAGGCAGCUGUCUCCCCUGAAGUGGUCAGCUUUACCCCGAAGCCUUUGCCCGUUAGAUAUUAUGACCAGGACACCAGCAGGCCUGUCAGCUUUUACCUGUCAUCGCUGGAGGACCUCCUGGCGUGGACGCCCUCAGGCGAGGACAGCUUUAAUGUGGCCUUGGAGCCCCGGGCCAGCCGCCAGCCCCCCCUGAGCAGUCCUCGGCCCCGGACUUUGCUGUGCCAUGACAUGAUGGGCGGGUACCUGGAUGACAGGUUUAUUCAGGGCUGUGAGGCACAGUACCCCUAUUCCUUCUAUCACUGGCAGUACAUCGACACCUUUGUCUACUUCAGCCACCACCUGGUCACCAUCCCUCCUGUGGGCUGGACCAACUCUGCCCACCGACACGGGGUCUACAUGCUGGGGACUUUUAUCACCGAGUGGACGAAUGGGGCCCUGCUCUGUGAGUCCUUCCUGGCAGGGCACGAGAGCUCGUACCAGGCCGUCGCUGAUAAACUGGUCCAGGUUGCCCAGUUCUUCCGUUUCGAUGGCUGGUUGAUCAACAUCGAGAAUUCCCUGAGUCUGGCUGCGGUGAAGAACUUGCCCAGCUUCCUCCGAUACCUGACGGCGCAGCUGCAUCAACAGGUCCCGGGUGGGCAGGUGCUGUGGUACGACAGUGUGGUGGACAACGGACAGCUCAAAUGGCAGAAUGAGCUCAACGAGCACAACAAAGCCUUCUUUGACUCGUGCGAUGGCUUCUUCACCAACUACAACUGGCACAAGGAGCACCUGCAGCGCAUGCGGGGUCUGGCGGGUGACCGGCUGGCCGAUGUGUACGUGGGUGUGGACGUGUUUGGCCGAGGGGAUGUCAUAGGCGGAGGCUUCGACACGGUCAAGUCGCUGGAGCUGAUCCGGAAACACAAUUUCUCAGUUGCCCUGUUCGCACCCGGCUGGGUCUAUGAGCGUCUGGACAAGGCGGAAUUUUUCCAGAACCAGGACCGCUUCUGGAGUUUGCUGGAGCCCUACCUGCCCACACAUAGCAUCUGCUCUUUGCCCUUCGUUACCUCUUUCUGCCUGGGCCUGGGGCCACGGCGCGUCUGCUACGGGGAGGAAGAGGCCCCAGGGCCCUGGUACCAUCUCAGCGCCCAGGAGCUCCAGCCUCUUUUUGGGGAGCACAGGCCAGGAGGUGGCCUGGGCUGGGUGAAGACCCACUGCUGCCUGGCAGACGCCUGGCAUGGGGGCACCUCGCUGCUGGUACGGGGCCGGAUCCCCCCCGAGGAGGGCAGCGUGGCCGUCAGGCUGUUCACACUGCACAUGCCAGCCCCGCCCAGCCUUCUGCUGUCCCUUGUGUACAAGCUAGAGAGGCCCAAGGUCCUGGGUGUGGCACUGGAGCUCACCACGGCCCCCACGGGCAUGAGCGGCAUCUCCGUGCCUAACGAAACCAGGCACAGUCUCCAGCCGCUCUCGAAUCCCCCCCACAAGCUGUCCCGAUGUGGUCACUUCAGACGGAGUCUCAGUGGGGGCUGGAUCCAGCGAUGUUUUGAAGUGAGUCUCCAGGCCUGUGUCCUGCGGGACCUCUGUGUGCGCUUCUCGAGGCCUCCUGGCAGCCAGCAUGAAGACUUUGCCUGUCGCCUCGGAGAGAUCCAGGUGUUGGAUGCCAACAGCCUGCUGGCACCCUUGUCCCAAGUGCAAGCGGUGGCCGUGGCUCAGGUGUCUUGGCAGCAGGUGGCAGAGGGCUCCAGGCUCCGGCUCAGCUGCACCCUGCACUGGUCUCACUCCCUGUCCCAAGUCCGGCACUACCGGAUCCACUGCCAGACGGAGGACACCCCUGCCAGAGACCCGGACCCCGACCAGCCCGUGCUGCUGGGCCUGGCUUUUGCCAACCAGUACCGGGUGACAAAGCUGUCGGUGAAGUCUGUGGGGCCUGGCCAGGAGGCCCGCGUGGUGUUCCUGGUGGAGCCUGUGCCCAGGGAAGGGUUCCAGGUUCCUGAGGACGAGUGGGGCCGGGCCACCCUACUGUAUACCAUGCCCACAACAGGGCACCCUUGAAGCAUA